CAGCUCUCCCCAGAAGGUUGGCUGAAGGAUGGGAGCGGCUGUGUCUGCCUCUGAGGUCACAGCUUGAAGUCCUUUUAACUUGCUUUCUGCUGCAGGGGAGAGGCGUAUUGUGAUAUUACAGCCAUUGAAUGUAUGUGAAUGGACAAUUUGCAAUAGAUACUAUCCUGCACCACCGCUAACAACACAGGAGGUGUUUCCUAUUAUCCAACUGCCAUAAAGCUGAAGCUCUUUUGAAAUUGGAGCCUAACAUUUAUUGCACACAAGAUGAAAAUGUGGUUGCUGGUCAGUCACCUUGUGAUGAUAUAUUUUACAACGUGUCUAGCAGAGUUCACCUGGCACAGACGGUAUUACGGUCAUGGAGUGUCUGAGGAAGACAAAGGAUUUGGACCAAUUUUUGAAGAGCAACCAAUUAAUACUGUUUACCCCGAGGAAUCACCGGAAGGAAAAGUUUCCCUCAGCUGUCGGGCCCGAGCCAGCCCUUUCCCGGUUUACAAAUGGAGGAUGAAUAAUGGGGAUAUUGAUCUGACAAGUGAUCGGUACAGCAUGGUGGGAGGAAAUCUUGUCAUCAAUAAUCCAGACAAGCAGAAAGAUGCUGGGAUAUACUACUGUUUAGCAUCGAAUAACUAUGGCAUGGUCAGAAGCAUUGAAGCAACCUUAAGCUUUGGCUACCUUGAUCCAUUUCCACCCGAGGAACGUCCUGAGGUGCGAGUCAAAGAAGGAAAAGGAAUGGUCCUUCUCUGUGACCCUCCGUACCAUUUUCCAGAUGAUCUUAGCUACCGCUGGCUUCUGAAUGAAUUCCCUGUAUUUAUCACAAUGGAUAAACGAAGAUUUGUGUCACAGACCAAUGGCAAUCUUUACAUCGCAAAUGUGGAGGCAUCUGACAAAGGCAAUUAUUCAUGCUUUGUAUCCAGUCCCUCAAUUACAAAGAGUGUGUUCAGCAAGUUUAUACCACUCAUUCCAUUACCUGAACGGACAACAAAGCCAUAUCCUGCUGAUAUUGUAGUUCAGUUCAAGGACAUCUAUACAUUGAUGGGCCAAAAUGUGACUUUAGAGUGCUUUGCUCUCGGAAACCCUGUUCCUGAUAUCCGGUGGAGGAAGGUCCUAGAACCAAUGCCAAGCACUGCUGAGCUCAGCACGUCUGGGGCCGUCCUCAAGAUCUUCAAUAUCCAGUUAGAAGAUGAAGGCACAUAUGAAUGCGAAGCUGAGAACAACAGAGGGAAGGACAAACAUCAGGCAAGAAUUUACGUCCAAGCCUAUCCUGAGUGGGUAGAACACAUCAAUGACACCGAGGUGGAUAUAGGCAGUGAUCUCUACUGGCCGUGCAUCGCCACAGGCAAGCCCAUCCCUACAAUCAGAUGGCUGAAAAAUGGAUAUGCGUAUCAUAAAGGAGAAUUACGACUGUAUGAUGUGACUUUCGAACAUGCUGGAAUGUACCAAUGCAUCGCUGAGAACACACAUGGAGCCAUCUAUGCAAAUGCUGAGCUGAAGAUCUUGGCUUUGGCUCCGACUUUCGAAAUGAACCCUAUGAAGAAGAAGCUCCUGGCCGCUAAGGGAGGCAGGGUUAUCAUCGAAUGCAAACCCAAAGCUGCGCCUAAGCCAACAUUUUCAUGGAGCAAAGGGACCGAGUGGCUUGUUAACAGCACCAAAGUACUCAUUUGGGAAGAUGGUAGCUUGGAAAUAAAUAACAUCACCAGGAAUGAUGGAGGCGUCUACACAUGCUUUGCAGAAAAUAAUCGCGGGAAAGCUAAUAGCACCGGCACUCUUGUUAUCACAAAUCCAACGAGAAUUAUAUUGGCGCCAAUCAAUGCUGAUAUCACGGUUGGAGAAAAUGCCACCAUGCAGUGUGCCGCUGCCGCUGACCCUGCCCUGGACCUCACCUUUGUUUGGUCCUUCAAUGGCUAUGUGAUUGAUUUUAACAGACAUAAUAUUCACUACCAGCGGAAUUUUAUGUUAGAUUCCAACGGGGAGCUGCUUAUUCGAAACGCCCAGUUGAAACAUGCCGGGAGAUACACAUGCACUGCUCAGACAAUUGUGGACAAUUCUUCGGCUUCUGCUGACCUUGUUGUGCGAGGUCCCCCAGGACCUCCAGGUGGUCUGAGAAUAGAGGACAUCAGAGCCACUUCCGUGGCCCUGACGUGGAGCCGGGGUUCAGAUAAUCAUAGCCCUAUCUCUAAGUACACUAUCCAGACCAAGACUCUUCUGUCAGAGGACUGGAAAGAUGCGAAGACCGAUCCUCCAAUUAUUGAAGGAAAUAUGGAGGCAGCAAAAGCGGUGGAUUUAAUCCCAUGGAUGGAGUAUGAGUUUCGUGUGGUAGCAACCAAUACCUUGGGCCUGGGAGAGCCCAGUAUACCAUCAAACAGAAUUAAAACAGAUGGUGCUGCACCUAAUGUCGCUCCAUCAGAUGUAGGAGGAGGAGGUGGAAGCAAUAGAGAACUUACCAUAACAUGGGCGCCUUUGUCAAGAGAAUAUCAUUACGGCAACAAUUUUGGUUACAUAGUGGCAUUUAAGCCAUUUGAUGGAGAAGAAUGGAAAAAAGUUACAGUUACGAAUCCCGACACUGGCAGAUAUGUCCACAAAGAUGAGACGAUGCGUCCAUCCACUGCAUUUCAGGUGAAAGUGAAGGCCUUCAACAAUAAAGGGGAUGGGCCAUACAGCCUCACGGCGGUCAUUAAUUCAGCACAAGACGCUCCCGAUGAAGCCCCCACAGCAGUGGGGGUCAAGGUCUUAUCAUCUUCGGAGAUGUCUGUUCAUUGGGAGCACGUUAUAGAAAAAGUGGUGGAAGGCUAUCAGAUUCGGUACUGGGCUGCUCAUGACAAAGAAGCAGCUGCACACAGAGUUCAAGUCAGCAGCCAAGAGUACUCCGCCCGGAUGGAGAACCUGGUGCCAGACACCCAGUACUUUGUGGAAGUCAGAGCCUGCAACAGUGCCGGUUGUGGCCCACCCAGUGACAUGAUUGAGACCUUCACCAAGAAAGCACCUCCUAGCCAGCCGCCGAGGAUCAUCAGUUCUGUAAGGUCUGGCUCACGAUACAUAAUCACUUGGGAUCACGUCGUUGCGCUAUCAAAUGAAUCAUCAGUGACAGGAUAUAAGGUACUCUACAGACCUGAUGGCCAACAUGAUGGCAAGCUGUAUUCAACUCACAAACACUCCAUAGAAGUCCCAAUCCCCAGGGAUGGAGAGUAUGUUGUAGAGGUUCGUGCACACAGCGAUGGAGGAGAUGGAGUGGUGUCUCAAGUCAAAAUUUCAGGUGCAUCCACUCUGACACAGAGUCUUCUGGGCUUCCUGCUGCCUGCCCUCGGCAUGCUGGUGUACCUGGAAUUCUGAAUGUGGUGUGAUGGCUGCUGUUCCCAACCCAGCUCAGUGAACACCCACCAUCCCUGUGAGGACGACGAUUCCUUCCAAUUCCUGCGGCUCCCUCCCAGCCAAAUAAAUUAUACGUCAACAAACUAUUCAGCGGAUUUACAACACAUGUUUUGACUGAGGCAUUCGGGAACACCUUCAUCCAAAAGAGUGGACUUCUCGUCAAAUGGAUAGAAAAUGAUUUUUAAUUCGUUCCAAUAUGCCUUAUAAACCACUUAACCUGAUUCUGUGACAGUUGCAUGAUGUAUUCCAAUGGGACAAGUGACAGUGUUCAAUUCAGUACUAUAGGCUGUAGAGUGAAAAUAAAAUCACCAUACACAGGUGCUUCCAAUUUAAUAACAAGUUGUGAAACAUAAUAGAGGUUGAAAUGUUGAUUGUAUGUGGUCGAUGUAAGAGUAAUUCAGUCUCGCGUUCUAUCCGGUCUGUUUGGGGUCCUGCAUAUUUUUGAAUGGCCCCUCUCAUUCAUGACAUUUUGAGUUGUCUUCAAACCAAACCAAACCAAAAUCUAAGAAAGAAUAUCACUAAGACAUCUUGAGGUAAAUCCCAAUACUAUAUCAUUUUACUGAGUGAGUUGGAAAAUUUUUAAUAUUGAGAGCCAAAUUCUAGGUUUAUUAUCAGUAUUCUUAUUUUCAAAGUAAACAAAUUUUUACUAUUUGAUUUUCAUAGAUAGUAAUGCAUUUUAAUUCUCUUAACAAGUCAUAAGGAAUUUUCUCCUUUACUUUGUAGUCUACUGUGAAGGUACUUUAUGUUUCUUAUCAUAACAUCGUAUUACUUAUUUUCAUUCAUCUGUAAAUGAAUUCUGAAAAGUAGAGUGCUUCCAUGAUCUUUAGUUAGAGAGCUGUGACUGUCUUUAUACAGUUAGGAAUAGAUGAAGUCGAGUAAAUAUCAGGAUGACUCACAGUUGACCAUUGAGCAACCUGGAUUUGAACUGCAUGGAUUCACUUGUACACUGACUUUUUCAAUAAAUAUAUUGAUUGGGUUUGUUUUUUUUCAAAUUUGAAAAGAGUUCAGAGACAAAUUGGCUAACCUAGAAAUAUCGGAGGGGGGGGGAACAAAGUUAGGUAUCUAAGGAGUGCAUAAAAUAUAUGUAGCUAUUGCUCUAUUUUAUUAUUGACCCCAUAAAAUAUACACAAACUAUUAUAAAAAGUUAAAUUUUAUCAAAACUCACACACAUAAACACUUGCAGACUGUCCAUGCCACCACUCACAAUCAAGAGAAAUAUAAACAAAUAUAAAGAUGCAGUAUUAAAUAAUUACUGUAUAAACCUAACUAGUGCAUACUGUAUCACUGUAAUAAUCGCGUUGCUAUUUUGGUGAGCUCAGGUGUUGCAAGUACCUGUUUAUAAUGGCUUGUGACACUCCUCCUCUCCACCUGGCAGUCUCCUGCUCUGUUCUAUUGUGUGUCGCAGUCACACAUGGUCUCUUGAGGUGCUUGCAUCGCUUAAUUGUGUUUAGUGCAUUACCGUAAACCCUGAAUAACACGCUGAGACCCACAAGGAGUGCCCCUGGAAUGAUGCACGUGCUCCCACGAUCCAGAGAAAGUCAGGACGUCAUAAGCAAAAGUUGAAUUGUGGGAUAUGGACCAUAGAUUGAGGUCUGCGGCUGCAAUUGCCUGCCGUUUCAAGAUAAAUGAGUCCUUUUGAUGGGCAUCGUGAGAGAAGAAAAGGAAAUCAGGGAGGCUGUUAUGUUUUAUGCCCGCGGGUGCAAAAGCCCUUGCACUUUUUGCAAAAUGCCUUUUAAAAAAAUCUUGUAUUGAAUUGCAGCCUUUGUGUGGGUACAAUGUAAUCCAUGGAAGUUCCAAAAUAUGUGUAAAUUACUUGUUCAUGUCACCAAUCAUGCUUCUGGUCAACAGCAAGCUAUUUAAGUUUUCCAGGAGUCAAAACUUUCAUGUGGAUUUUCAACUGCCCCAGAGGGUUGGUGACCCUAACCUUCUUGUUGUUCAAAGGUCAACUGUAAUAAUAUUUCAACAUCUUUGUUUUUGUGCUUCAUUCCUAAGCAAAAUGUUUUGUUUUUAAUUGAAGGGGUGGCAUCAAGAGAACAUCUGUAGGUAGAAAAGCUACAGUAUUCAUAUAUAUAUAUGAAUAUAUAUAUAUAUAAAGUUUGCUCUUAAACUCGGUUCCCUUUUCAAUGUAAUAUUGAAAACUGGCUAUAAAUACCAAAUCAAUAUGUUGCCAAUGGUACUUUAAAGAGUAUGCAAAACUAAAGGUGCGUGAAACUCAAAGGGCAGGGGAGUCAAGACGUCAGGAAGAUGCUGUCUCCCAAGUAUUUGUGCUUUGGGUUUUUAUAAAUUGUGACAAGGAAGACACACAUUGCUUCAUUCUCCAUGGUGUGCACGGAAACGCAUUUGAGUGUGGAUGUUGAAGAAAUUGAGUAAUAAAGGAUUAGCUGGCUUGUGAAAUAGUGCAAUGAUCCUUCAAGAGGUAUAUUCCUAUUUUAUUAGCACAACCUUGCUAGCUAAUUAGAGAUAGAGUUUAUCUUUUUAGAAAGGAUACCUUAUAGGUUCAUAAAAAAAGAGAGAAAUAUUUACAGGAAGCAAAAUAAAUCUAUUACUACUUUACCCCCUUUCUUUAAUUUGUAUAAUUUUGUAAUAUAUAUCUAUGUGUAAAUGUUUAAAGCUUUCAUUAUAAAAAUACCAGUAAAUAUUCCAUUAGUUUACAUUUAACUCUUUGUUAUAAAAUGAAGCUUUUUAAAAUAAAUUAAAUGAAUGAUUUUCCAGUGGAAUAUAUGUCAGCAGUCUUAUGAUCAUGAUCAGAGUUCAUAAGAUAUUUAACUAUUGGGAAAAAAGCAAAAGGUAUUCAUACUAGAUAUUCUGUAAGACUUCUGUACAAAUGUUUGUGUUUUCAUUGUUACACUUUGAGAUUCUUUUUUUCAAAUGUGACCCAUGUUGGGCAUUUUUAUAUAAUCAACAACAACUAAUUUCCCCUCAAAUGCAUGCUUGCCUUUUAUUUUCUAAUAUAUGGUAAUAAAGAGCAAAACUGGUUAGAUUUUUGCAUGAUAUGGUUCUGAAAGACAAAGUAGACUCAGGAGGUUGUUUAAUGUUAAAUUUGUGGCAAAGAUAAAGUAGAUUAAAGUCACUCAUAUACUGGUAACUUGAGCCUUUCAUUUCCUCCUACGAUUGUACAGAUGUGGGGACCAUCAGCUUUGACCUGCAGUCAAACCAACUACUGCGCCGCCUGCUUGAAGAUACAAAAUUCUUACUUAACUUUGGAUAGCUAUAGAGCCAUCUGUUUCUCUGUAUUUCAAGAACAGUGGUAGUAGUUUUAUUUAAUACUGAUGAAUAUUGAACUGGUUUUUUUAGUUAUUUUUUAUCUUUUUUUCAAUGGGGUAGUAUAGGACUGUGCUUUGUCCUUUUUAUGAAUGAAAACAAAUUAUAAUGAAAUAAAUGUAUUACUGUUACCCAAGGAAUAACAAUUGUUCUUUCAUUUUAUCUGAAUUUUAAGUUCAAUUUAGAAGGUUGACAGUAUAAGUUGAAUGUUGAAUAAAUAUGACUUGUUAAGUAACA
Messenger RNA from Echinops telfairi (small Madagascar hedgehog), 6861 nucleotides. RefSeq names its product contactin 1 (gene CNTN1). Gene Ontology annotation, biological process: cell-cell adhesion; brain development. NCBI's taxonomy places the organism in Eukaryota, Metazoa, Chordata, Mammalia, Afrosoricida, Tenrecidae. The record is from RefSeq and is a predicted model, not a curated record. Gene Ontology annotation, molecular function: cell-cell adhesion mediator activity. The coding region runs from base 265 to 3324 and encodes 1019 amino acids. The transcript is spliced from 24 exons.